AGUGAGCUCACUCCCUCGCCCCUCCCACUUGACUCCUCUCCCCGCCAGCUACUGAACCAACCAACAAAUACCUCCGGCCGGCGUCUGGUUCUCCGAUGGAUUGGAGGUUGGCGUGAAGGGUAGGUAGGUUGCCGGAUAGGGACGGGGAGGCGGCGAGAGGUGUUCCGCGCCGUGCCCUUCGCGUGCUUCCUCCAGACCUCCACCGGCCGACGCGCGCGCGGCGCCGCUGUUCCAGGUUUCGUAAUUUCCAGUGUUGGCCGCUUUAGGAUACAAUGGGAAAGUCCCCGGGGAAGUGGAUCAAGUCUGUGCUCUUGGGGAAGAAAUCAACUAAAUCCGGUUCUACCAAGGCAAAUGAAUCGAAGGCUGCAAAUAACAACGGUUACUCAACUGGGGAGGAGCGUGCACUUUCUGAGAAUUCUCCUGUGAUCUCUGAGCCAGUGCUUGUUAACCCCCACAAAAAUGGAGCUGUUUCAGCUAAUGUGAAGGCUGAAAAUGUCAAUUUGCCAGGCGAUCGGGCCGGGCAACAGAACCAAAGCAUUGUUGAGUCUGAGACAUCAGGUCCUGGGCAAUUGGGAGAAGACCAAGCUGCAGUGAAGGCACAGGCAGCCUUUCGUGGUUACCUGGCACGAAGGUCAUUCCGUGCAUUGAAAGGUAUCAUAAGACUUCAGGCACUGAUUCGAGGGCAUCUUGUAAGGAGACAGGCUGUUUCAACCCUUCGUACUACUUGGUUGAUUGUGAAGUUUCAGGCUCUAGUUCGUGGAAGAAAUGUUAGACUCUCUGGAAGUGACAUGCAAUUCAAUUUAAAGUUUGGCCAACAUAGCCUUGGAGGUGCUAGAUCGUCUGAUGCAUGGAAAGAUAAGUUAUCUUCGAAUGCCUAUGUUCGGAAGCUUCUGUCUUCACCAAUUGUGCUAGAACCUCUUCACUUUCAGUAUGACAAGAGGGAUCCCAAUUCAACCUACAACUGGCUAGAGAGAUGGACCUUAGGCUGCAUCUGGAAAUCUGUUUCUCAACCAAAAAGAGUUCCUGAUGGGAAACUACUGGUAAGGAAGGCUAGUUAUGCGAUGGAAACUGAAUCAGCCAAGUUAAAGCGCAACAUUCGGAAGGGCUCUGGCGCUACAGUCGAGAGUUUACCCAGUGAAUCUGAGAAACUAAAACGUAAUCCAAAGAAAUCCUCUAACUUCCCUGCUGAUUCAGUACCAGAUAGCCAGUUAUCUGAACUUGAGAAGGUUAAAAGGAACCUCAGGAAGGUAACUAAUUCCAUGGCUGAGGCCUCGAAGAUAUCUAGUUCCAGGGUUGAUUCCUCAAAGGUAUCUGAUUCUACGCCUGAUGUCCCAAAGGUUUCUAAUCCUGUGGCCGAAAUCUCAAAGACAUCUAGUCUCCUGAAUGGGAUCUCUGACCAUCAAGACAGCCAAUGUGAAAAGGCGCUAAAUGAAGCUCAAGAGUACUCUGGCAAUGGUCAUCUAUUGGAAUAUUCAAAUAUAGAUAACUUCGAUUUGGUACCUGGUUUGAAAAGUGAUCUGGAAACUCAGUUUGAUUCGGUUUCUAUAGGAGAAAAUGUUGAUGAACCCACUGUUGUUGCCCCAGCAGUUGACAUUAUGCCUCUGCAGAACAUUGAAAAUGAAGACAAUGUUUUACGGAAGAAAGAGGAAGCAAGGUCCCAGGAAGAGCAUCUGUCUAACGGAAGCCAUAGAACUAGCAAGAGAAAAUCUUCAUUCCCCAACAAAUCAGAAUAUGUGGAAAAUGGAACUCACACUACUCCUGUUCGGCCAAGGCAGCCAAGUUAUAUGGCGGCAACAGAGUCCUUGAAGGCGAAAUUGCGAGCACAGGUUUCACCCAAGCUGGAUUCUGAUUCAUCAGCAGAAAAGAAUGGCUUCACUCGACGCCACUCUCUUCCUUCCAGUACAAACAGUAGGGCGGUCAAAGCUGAAUGGAAGCGCUGAAGAGGCGACCAAUCUUCAACUUGAAUCGAAUAGUGGAUGCUCUGAAUCUCUGCUGGAUGAACUCUGCCGCUGCCUGUCCCUUUUUAUUAUCCUGCGAUGUAAAGAGAGACGUUCUCCAUGUAUUGAACAACCUUGUGAUGAGUGCCUCUGGUUCAAUUUGUUGUAGGUUCAUGUGCCAUGCCUAGUGACUUGUGUCAUUGUAUAGUCACGGACUCACGGUUCUCUCGGGAUUGUUUCGAUUCCUCGUCGAAGGAACUAUGCCUGUGUAAGCUGAUGUUAGGACUGCAUUAAUCCAAUAACAUCAUCCGGAUGCACGCUGCUUUGCUCUU
Setaria italica (foxtail millet) is the source of this 2269-nucleotide messenger RNA. Its product is annotated as protein IQ-DOMAIN 31. The coding region runs from base 273 to 1940 and encodes 555 amino acids. The record is from RefSeq and is a predicted model, not a curated record. The transcript is spliced from 7 exons. Lineage: Eukaryota; Viridiplantae; Streptophyta; Magnoliopsida; Poales; Poaceae. Gene Ontology annotation, molecular function: protein binding.